Molecule: messenger RNA, 7299 nt
Organism: Drosophila eugracilis
Lineage: Eukaryota; Metazoa; Arthropoda; Insecta; Diptera; Drosophilidae
Gene: zye
Product: mucin-2
Exons: 4
Coding region: 215-7189 (2324 amino acids)
Source: RefSeq, a predicted model, not a curated record
UUUUUUUUUUCGUUACUUGCCGCGUCUUUGGAUUUUUGAGGCAAUAUCCGAAACGAUUUUUGUUAAAUCAUACGCCGUGUGUGUAUAUAAACGAAGACGAGUCUCUUCGGCGCUUAGUGCGGCAACGUCCACUUCGCCAGCUGCAUCCCAGCGAUCUUUCCCCAAGCACAAGUCCACAAGCCAGUGCAAAUAAAGUUUAAGACUUACAUUUAAGAUGGUCAACAUCGGCCACAUAUUCGUGUGGGCCUUGCUCUUGGUCACUACAUCGGGCACUGAUCUGACCGAUGAUGAGGCGCUCAAUGAUGUUUUAAGCGAACUUGAUUUUGACGAAUCUUCGCCAAGAUUAACUCGCGACACUUCUCUGUCAGCUAAGCACAUCGAGAAGAUCGAUGUGAAAUGCGACCAAGGUAAUGGUAUGAUGGUUGAGGUGGAGUUCUCCGAGGACUUCGAGGGAGUCAUCUACAGCCAGGGAUAUUACAAUGACCCCAAGUGCAACUACGUGAAGGGCGACCGAGGGGGUCGUAGUUUCACAUUUACUGUGCCAUACGAUGGAUGCGGCAGCAAGCCCUCGUGCUCCGUAUGCGCCUCAAUCGAGAACAUCCUGAUUAUCCAGGAUGACAGAGAUAUUCAAAAUAGCUUCGAUAUAGCACGGAAAAUAUCGUGCAGUCGGGGUGACGAACGUGAGAAGACUGUUUAUUUCAAGCCAUUUGUGGUGGACAUGCUGGAGGUUAUUUCCGUGGAUACACCAAGUGGUCCUGUAGAGUGCUGGAUGGAAAUUGGCACGGGAUCCCCGCCCAAUAUCAAACCUAUUCAGGGUACUCUAACCCUUGGAACUGACAUAACGUUUACCAUAAACGUUAAGCAUUCGGAACAGGCAUGGGAUAUUAAUAUACUGCAAUGUUAUGCCUCCGAUGACAUGGACUUUGAGGCCAGAACGACGAAGAGAUUACAGCUCUCGGACAAGAGAGGUUGUUCGAUUAAGGAGAAAAUAUUUGGAGAGUGGCGAAAGUUCGAAGCGCCUUCCAGUCUAACAGCUACUUACUAUAAUACUCUGAAGGCCUUCAGAUUCCCCGACCGAUCUCAGGUUUAUCUCAAAUGUGACAUUGAACUCUGCAAUGGAGCAUGCAAACGGGACUACUCUUGCGGUAGCGAGAGGUCAGGCCCCUGUCCCGAGGGAUCAACUGACCCUCAAUGUUUACAGGAUCAUCUUAUUUCUCCAAAGCCUCGCUGCUAUCCAGGAUCCAGGGAACCAGGUUGUCCAGUGCCCACUUCCCAGCCACCCACAACUAUCAGGAUACCGAUUGCCUCAACUUUCACGCCAAGGCCACGGUGCUAUCCCGGAUCCAGCGAUCCAAGUUGCCCCCAAACUCCAAAAACAACAUCCAGUCCCAGUUGUCCUUUGGGCUCAACUGAUCCUCGUUGUCGCGUUGGGCCAUCGCCAACAACAAAGCCAAGGUGCUAUCCGGGUUCAAGUGAUCCGGCAUGUCAACCAGCUACUUAUCUUCCACCAACAACUAGAAGGACUUCAAUAAAACCACGUUGUUAUCCGGGUUCAAAUGAUCCUGAUUGUCAACCGGCAACACGAGCGCCAGUUACUACAUUGAAACCAAGAUGUUAUCCCGGCUCUGAUGAUCCUGAAUGUCAGCCUGCAACUCUAAUACCCCAAACGACGAGAAGGACUCCAAUUACAACAACGCGGCCACGUUGUUAUCCGGGAUCAACAGAUCCAGACUGCCAACCAAGAACAAGACCACCAGUUACCACACAAAAGCCAAGGUGUUACCCAGGAUCGCCCGAUCCGGAAUGUCAACCGGCUACUUACCUUCCCCCGACCACAAGGAGAUCUCCAAUUCCAACAACCAGAACCCCUGUAACUACACCUAGGCCGAAUUGUUAUCCGGGCUCAACGGACAGUCGGUGCCCACAGAAACCUCCAACGACUCCAAGGCCUAGAUGUUAUCCUGGAUCCCCAGAUCCAGCCUGCCAGCCGGCGACUACCAAGCCACCAACGACUCCGCAGCCGAAGUGCUAUCCCGGCUCAUCAGAUCCAGAGUGCCUAAAUUGCUAUCCUGGUUCACCAGACCCGCGAUGUCCCAAGGUUCCUACUACCAAGAAGGCAGGUUGUUUUGAGGGCUCGGAUGACCCGAAGUGUCAACCGGCGACAUAUUUGCCGCCAUCUUCUCGCCGCCCUCCCACAAUUGCACCUAAGCCAAGAUGCUAUCCUGGAUCAACUGAUCCUAGCUGUCCGCAACCAACUCAACCAACAACCAGAAGGACACCUGUAACUACGCCUAGGCCUAGGUGUUAUCCAGGAUCUGACGACCCAGAAUGUCAGCCAACUACUUAUACUACUCCGACGACCAGAAGGCCUGUAACUACCUCCAAGCCAAAUUGUUAUCCUGGUUCGACUGACAGGCAGUGCCCACAAGAACCCAUUACGACACCAAAGCCUAGAUGUUAUCCUGGCUCACCAAACCCUGAAUGUCAACCUGCAACUUACCUUCCACCAGCAACUGUACGAACGACGUCCAAGCCAAGGUGUUAUCCGGGUUCCAAUGAUCCUAGUUGCCAACCUCCAACAAUUGCACCUAAGCCAAGGUGCUAUCCUGGAUCAACUGAUCCCAGCUGUCCGCAACCAACUCAACCACCAACAACUCGGACACCUGUAACUACUUCAAAGCCAAAUUGUUAUCCGGGAUCAACUGAUCGUCGUUGUCCCCAAAAACCACCAACGACACCAAAACCAAGAUGUUUCCCGGGAUCAACAGAUCCUAGUUGCCAGCCUGCAACAUAUCUGCCACCAACAACGGCAAGGCCAACCAUUCCCACAACACAACCAAGGUGUUAUCCUGGUUCAAGUGAUCCUUACUGCCAGCCACCAACAACAAGAAGGCCAAUUACCACAUCGAAACCAAAUUGUUACCCAGGCUCCACCGAUAGUCGUUGUCCACAGAAGCCACCUACGACUCCGCAGCCAAAGUGCUAUCCCGGCUCAUCAGAUCCUGAAUGUCUGAAUUGUUAUCCUGGCUCUCCAGAUCCACGAUGCCCCAAGGUUCCUACCACAAAGAAGGCUGGGUGCUUUGAUGGUUCAGACGAUCCCAGGUGUCAACCUGCUACUUAUUUACCGCCAUCCACCAACCGAACUCCUACAGUUGCUCCUAAGCCAAGAUGCUACCCGGGAUCAACCGAUCCAAGAUGCCCGAAAGUGACACAGCCAACAACAAGGGCACCAGUUACUACAGCAAAACCACGAUGCUAUCCUGGAUCUAAUGAUCCUGAAUGCCAACCAGCUACUUAUUUGCCUCCGACAACAAGACUUCCUGUGACAACAUCUAAGCCCAGAUGCUAUCCAGGCUCAAGGGAACCUGAAUGCCAGCCUGCAACUAGACCACCAAUUACCACGUCUAAGCCGAAAUGCUACCCAGGCUCCUCUGAUCCUGAGUGUCAGCCAGCAACUGUCAGAACCACAAUUCCAACAGUUCCGACGACCAGAAGGCCGGUAACUACGGGAAAGCCAAACUGUUAUCCAGGCUCCACUGAUAGACGUUGUCCACAGCAACCGGUAACGACACCACAGCCAAGAUGUUACCCUGGUUCACCAAAUCCUGAAUGUCAGCCUGCUACUUAUCUUCCCCCCACAACGUCCAGAAUUACUACUCCUAAGCCCAGGUGUUAUCCGGGCUCCAGCGAUCCCGUUUGUCAGCCAACCACCUACACGCCUCCGACGACUAGAACUCCUGUAACUACAUCGAAGCCUAUUUGUUAUCCUGGCUCCACCGAUAGUCGUUGUCCUCAGAAACCGCCAACGACUCCGCAGCCAAAGUGCUUUCCCGGCUCAUCAGAUCCUGAAUGCCUCAAUUGCUAUCCUGGAUCCCCAGAUCCAAGAUGUCCCAAGGUUCCAACAACCAGGAAGCCAGGAUGCUUUGAUGGCUCGGAUGAUCCGAGAUGUCAGCCUGCCACCUACUUACCUCCUACAUCUCGUCGUCCAACCACGAUUGCACCUAAGCCAAGGUGUUAUCCAGGAUCAACGGAUCCCAGCUGUCCGCAACCAACUCAACCAACAACAAGAAGGACACCUGUAACUACAUCUAGGCCUAGGUGUUAUCCGGGAUCUGAUGACCCCGAAUGUCAGCCAGCUACUUAUACACCUCCAACGACCAGAAGGCCUGUAACUACCUCCAAGCCUAAUUGUUAUCCGGGAUCGACAGAUAGACGCUGUCCUCAGGAACCGGUGACGACACAGAAACCUAGAUGUUAUCCCGGCUCACCUAACCCAGAGUGUCAACCUGCAACUACGGCCAAGCCAAGAUGUUAUCCAGGUUCAAAUGAUCCUGAUUGCCAGUCGCCACCAACAACUAGAACUCCCAUUACUACAUCAAAGCCGAUUUGUUAUCUAGGAUCAACGGAUAGUCGAUGCCCUCAGAAACCACAGACAACUCCAAAACCAAGAUGUUAUCCCGGAUCACCAGAUCCUGAAUGUCAGCCUGCCACUUACCUGCCUCCAACUACGUCCAAGCCAACAAUUCCCACAACGAGGCCAAGAUGUUAUCCUGGAUCCACUGACCCGUAUUGCCAACCGAAAACGUAUUCCCCGCCGACAUCAAGGCCUCCCAUAACUACAUCGAAACCCAGAUGUUAUCCUGGCUCACCUAACCCAGAGUGUCAACCUGCUACCUACCUUCCCCCUACGACAGCACGAGUUACAAUCCCAACCACUAAGCCGAGGUGUUAUCCUGGUUCAAACGAUCCCGAUUGUCAGCCAACCACUUACACGCCCCCGACAACCAGAACUCCUAUAACUACAUCGAAGCCCAAUUGCUAUCCAGGCUCCACCGAUAGUCGUUGUCCUCAGAAGCCACCAACGACUCCGCAGCCGAAGUGCUAUCCCGGCUCAUCAGAUCCUGAAUGUCUGAAUUGUUAUCCUGGCUCUCCAGAUCCCAGGUGUCCCAAGAUUCCCACUACCAAGAAAGCAGGAUGUUAUGAUGGUUCAGAUGAUCCGAGAUGUCAACCUGCCACCUAUUUACCUCCAUCCUCUCGCCGUCCUCCCACAAUCGCACCUAAGCCAAGAUGCUAUCCAGGAUCAACUGAUCCCAGCUGUCCUCAAUCCACUCAACCAACAACAAGAAGGACACCUAUAACUACAUCUAGGCCUAGGUGUUAUCCGGGAUCUAGUGACCCAGACUGUCAGCCAGCGACCUAUUCGCCACCGACUUCAAGAUCACAGAUUACUACCUUGAAGCCUCGGUGUUAUCCUGGGUCAAGGGAUCCAGAGUGCUCGCCGGUAACUUAUGCGCCCCCAACUACAAGGACGCCUGUUACAACUUCCAAGCCAAAUUGUUAUCCAGGCUCAACAGAUGUACGCUGCCCUCAGGAACCAAUUACUACACCAAGACCCAGAUGUUACCCCGGUUCAACGGACCCUGAAUGUCAGCCCGCAACUUAUCUGCCACCUACAACAGCACGCACAACGAUUCCUACAACCAGACAAAGGUGUUACCCGGGUUCCAAUGAUCCUAACUGCCAACCGGCAACGUACUCACCACCAACAACUCAAACGCCUAUAACUACGUCGAAGCCAAAUUGUUAUCCAGGAUCGACAGAUAGUCGGUGCCCACAGAAGCCUCUGACUACACCAAAACCAAGGUGUUUCCCGGGAUCAACAGAUCCUGAUUGCCAACCUGCAACGUAUCUGCCACCAGCAACGGCAAGGCCAACCAUUCCCACAACACAGCCAAGGUGUUACCCUGGUUCAAGUGAUCCUUACUGUCAGCCACCAACAACAAGAACGCCAAUUACCACAUCGAAACCGAACUGUUAUCCUGGCUCCACCGAUAGCCGUUGUCCACAAACGAAGCUACCAUCGACUCCGCAGCCAAAAUGUUAUCCUGGCUCAUCAGAUCCUGAAUGUCUGAAUUGUUUCCCUGGUUCUCCAGACCCAAGAUGUCCUAAGGUUCCAACAACCAAGAAGGCAGGGUGUUUCGAGGGCUCGGAUGAUCCUAAAUGCCAACCUGCCACUUAUUUGCCCCCAGCUACUUAUCGUCCGCCUACAAGUGCACCGAAGCCAAAUUGCUAUCCAGGAUCAACUGAUCCAAGGUGCCCGCAACCUACUCAGCGGACAACCAUUAGAACUCCAAUUACCACACAGAGAUGUUACCCAGGGUCUUCUGAUCCCGCUUGCGAACCACCAACAAGAGCACCCAUAACAACUGUGAGACCAAGAUGUUAUCCUGGAUCCAAUGAUCCGGAGUGUCAACCAUCGACCUACACUCCUCCGACAACACGGACUCCUGUAACUACUUCUAAGCCCAAUUGUUACCCAGGCUCUACGGAUAGACGCUGUCCGCAGACACCUGUGACUACGCAAAAGCCUAGAUGUUACCCCGGAUCCCAAGACCCUGAAUGUCAACCCGCCACUUAUCUCCCACCAACAACUCCCCGUGCAACGAUUCCUACGACUAAGCCUAGGUGUUAUCCGGGUUCCAAUGAUCCCAGUUGCCAACCGGCAACGUACACACCGCCAACAACUAGAACGCCAAUUACUACACCCAAGCCACGUUGCUAUCCGGGCUCAAGUGAUCCAUUCUGCCAACCCGCUACUUAUCUUCCGCCGACAACAGCCAGCAGGUGUUAUCCUGGCUCCAGCGAUCCUGUGUGUCAACCUGCCACUACAAGAACUCCUGCAACUACUUCCAAACCCAACUGUUAUCUGGGCUCUACGGAUAGCCGCUGUCCCCAGCCCACGACACCUAGACCAAGGUGUUAUCCAGGAUCAACGGAUCCCGAGUGCCUGCCAGUGACUACGACAAGAACGCCAAUUGCUGGUACCACUCCGGUCUACUGCUAUCCAGGAUCUAUUGAUCCACGUUGCCCUGAUUCCGGAUACAGGGGCACUAGCCGAAUUCCUGCCACAUAUCUACCGCCGCUGAGUGAUCCCGGCUACGAUAGAACCAUUCGGAAUGCGAAGACCCUGUUCUUCAAUGAAAUAAAUCACUUGGCCUUCACCGACAACAAUGUCUUCGAACUGGAAGAUGACGAAAGCGAGUCAUCGAGGGUGAAGCGCGAGUUGAAAUUCGACGAGGAUGACCUCUUGUCGAAGAAAAUCAUGAAGCGUGAGUCCAGCGAGCAGCCUGCAGAGCAAGAAGUGAUUUCCCUGACCCUCGGAGUAAGAACUGGCAUCAGUGUAAAAUAGUCGUUGAAGGUCUAGUAGAUGUUAAGCAUAACAAUAUUAUAAUAUCAUCGUACACCGAUAUGUAUUUACCUAGAAUGAUAUUCAUUAAAUAUAAACUAUGUACAAAUGUA